Molecule: messenger RNA, 1462 nt
Organism: Populus trichocarpa (black cottonwood)
Lineage: Eukaryota; Viridiplantae; Streptophyta; Magnoliopsida; Malpighiales; Salicaceae
Product: agamous-like MADS-box protein AGL80
Exons: 1
Coding region: 148-843 (231 amino acids)
Biological process (GO): positive regulation of transcription by RNA polymerase II
Molecular function (GO): RNA polymerase II cis-regulatory region sequence-specific DNA binding; DNA-binding transcription factor activity, RNA polymerase II-specific; protein dimerization activity
Source: RefSeq, a predicted model, not a curated record
UUAGAUUUUAUGAAUCCGGCCAGUUGCGUUAGGUAGAAACAUGAAAAGAGCCUAAUUCGUCCAGGCCUAUGCAGUAUAUAUAGCCUAUAGACUGGAACAAAAAUACUCACCCAUCCUUCAAUUUCUGUUCUUGCUUUCUUAGCCACCAUGACUAGAAAGAAGGUUAAGCUUGCAUACAUUACUAAUGAUUCUGCAAGAAAAGCAACCUUCAAAAAAAGGAAGAAGGGUCUAAUGAAGAAGGUAAGUGAGCUAAGCACCCUUUGUGGGAUUGAAGCUUGUGCGAUAAUUUGUAGCCCAUAUGACACUCAACCUGAGGUUUGGCCCUCUCCUCUGGGGGUCCAGCGUGUGCUAAGCCAGUUCCAGAGAUUGCCUGAGAUGGAACAAUGCAAGAAGAUGGUGAAUCAGGAAAGUUUCCUUAGGCAAAGAAUCACAAAAGCCAAUGGGCAUCUCAAGAAACAGCGAAAGGACAACCGUGAGAAGGAAGUGACGCAUGCCAUGUUCCAGUGCUUGACUGGGAAGAGCUUGCAAAACCUGAACCUGAUGGAUUUGAAUGAUCUGGGAUGGAUGGUUGACCGAAACUUGAAGGAAAUUAACAAGAGGUCUGACUCACUUAAGAAUGUGACCAAUUCCCAAAUGGCAGCAGGACCUAGUGGGGAGCAUCCAUCACAGAGGGCAGAAGUGCCGGUUUUUGAGGUGAACAAUGAUAACAUGCAGAGGCAGCAGUGGUUCAUGGAUUUGCUGACCCCACAAGAGCCUCUGGGAUUUGGUGGGUCGGAUGAGAUGAUGCUGCCAUUCGUGGAUAACAACCAAAAUCCUCCUUGGUCUAAUACCUUUUUCCCUUGAGGUUUGGCUUAUUUACGAAUCAUGGUGUUUUAGCUGGCUGGAGUUGGAGCACGGUAUUGCUAUAACCCUCCUAGAAUCCAUUUCGGUAUUUUAGCUUGCUGCUGGAGUUGGAACACAUAUUUCUAUACCCCUCCUAGAAUCCAUUGUACCUAAAUAAGUCCUCCUCGGUUAAGCUUUAUCAUGUUCAAGAUAUUUCGCUUAGUUUGCAUUCUCUGAUUUUCAAAUAUUUCAUUUUUAUGUAUCUGAUGUCGAUGGGCAUCACUGUCUGUUGUUUAAUAAAAGUGAAUGAGAUAUUUGCCAAUUGCUUCAUUUAAAUUCUUCAGUUAUUACAGUCAUGGUGUCUCUUGUUUGGUCCCAACGCAUAAUCUAGCAAUUUCUCAACCGGAUACGACGAUUUACCUGUGGACUUCUCCGACGACAUUUUCCACAUCAGAUUGAAACCACUGCCUUGCUUUUGAUGCUUAUGGCAAUUUAGUAUUAUAGCGGUUUCUUUUUUCUUGUUUCAUUCCAUAACACUUAUCGUAAAACUGCUUCAUUUCCUGAGAAAUUCUGGCACUUCUUUUUAUUUUUUAACUGUAGAUGAAGAUUGGAAGAAUAAUGUUCGAAUCACAGUGUCAUC